This is a messenger RNA of Sorex fumeus (smoky shrew), 2828 nucleotides long. It is a transcript of the gene CFAP36, whose product is annotated as cilia and flagella associated protein 36. NCBI's taxonomy places the organism in Eukaryota, Metazoa, Chordata, Mammalia, Eulipotyphla, Soricidae. The coding region runs from base 218 to 1246 and encodes 342 amino acids. Gene Ontology annotation, cellular component: axoneme; ciliary base. The record is from RefSeq and is a predicted model, not a curated record. The transcript is spliced from 10 exons.
GCUCCUGGGAGGCUUCACUUCCGGACCGCAGCCGGGGCCGCUGCCCCUGUUGUCAUAGCGACCGUUUUACGUUAACUGGUUUGUACUUUCAUCCAGGUGGCCUGGCAACUGCGGGGGGCCGCUCUCCCGCCGUUCCCUGUGGGCCCAGGGAGGCCCCAAGGCCUCAGCAGGCUCCGGGGUUCUGGCCUAGGGUUCCGCUGCGCCCCGCGUGGGCAGGAUGGCUGCGGAAGAAGAGGAUGAGGUGGAAUGGGUGGUGGAGAGCAUCGCGGGGUUCCUGCGGGGCCCGGACUGGUCCAUUCCCAUCUUGGACUUUGUGGAGCAGAAAUGUGAAGUUUUUGAUGAUGAAGAAGAAAGCAAAUUGACCUAUACAGAGAUUCAUCAGGAAUACAAAGAACUAGUUGAAAAGCUAUUAGAAAGUUACCUCAAAGAAAUCGGAAUUAAUGAAGAUCAAUUUCAAGAAGCAUGCACUUCUCCUCUUGCUAAGACACGCACAUCACAGGCAAUUUUACAACCUGUUCUGGCUGCUGAAGAUUUCACCAUCUUUAAGGCAAUGAUGGUUCAAAAAAACAUUGAAAUGCAGUUGCAAGCCAUUCGAAUAAUUCAAGAGCGAAACGGUGUGCUACCUGACUGCUUAACGGAUGGUUCAGAUGUAGUCAGUGACCUUGAACAGGAAGAAAUGAAAAUCCUGAGGGAAGUUCUUAGAAAAUCAAAAGAGGAGUACGACCAGGAAGAAGAAAGGAAGAGAAAAAAGCAGUUGUCAGAGGCUCCAACAGAAGAGCCCCCAGUGCAUGCUAGUGAAGCUACAAUAAUGAAUAGUUCUCAAAGAGAUGGACAGUGUGCACACCCACCCUCAGAAAGUCAAAUUCAACUUGGGAAUCAGUCAGUACAACCUUUGACAAGAAAGUUGGAAUUACUGCCUGAAACUUCCUCCUUGCCACAAAAAGGCCUGAAAACUCCUGGCUCAGAACAUGCAAGCAUUGAAGGAUCAAUAGCAAAUUUAUCUGCACUUGGAACUGAAGAGCUCAGACAACGAGAACACUAUCUCAAGCAGAAGAGAGAUAAGCUAAUGUCCAUGAGAAAGGAAUUGAGAACUAAGCAGAUACAAAACUCAGAGCAGAAAGAACAACCUUCUGAGGAUGUAGAGGAAAUGACAGAGAAACCAGAAAUGACAGCAGAGGAGAAGCAAACAUUAUUAAAGAGGAGAUUGCUUGCAGAGAAACUUAAAGAAGAAGUUAUUAAUAAGUGAUACUUUAAAAUCAAUUAGCUAAAUGAGUUGAAAUUUUCAUAAAAAUAAAUUAUCAAUCUGUUAAGUUUCAAACAGUUGUGUCUAUAAUGCAAAUUAUAAAAAUAAUUUUCUUCUUUAUGCUUUGAGGUGAAGAGCAGUGGGGAAGAUAGCUUAUGCUGACCAAUUUACUAUUCGUUGGUAUCUUGGAGAGGAUAUUGAAAAUUAUGUUAUAUACAUUAUUUCAGACUUAUAUAAGUUUACCUAUUUUUAAUGUUACAUUUAUUUAUGCUAAUCAUCGUUAGAAUGCGUCCAAAAAUUCACUUGUCUACUAGAUCCUUGGGCCUAGCCUUCAUGGAGCCGAUGAAGAACCAAAAAAACAAACUCUGGAAAGGUGGCUUGAAGGUACAAAGUGUAAGGUGCUUACUUUGCAGGCAGCUGAUGUGUAAAGCCCCAUCAUAACAUAUGGUCUCCUGAGGCCUGUCAGGAUUAACUCUUAAGCACCACCAGAUGUGGCCCAAAAACAUAAAGGAAAAAAGGGAAAGAUUUGUUUUCUGUAAAGCCCCGUCAUAACAUAUGGUCUUCUGAGACCUGUUAGGAUUAACUCUUAAGCACCACCAGAUGUGGCCCAAAAACAAAAAGGAAAAAAGGGAAAGAUUUGGUAUCACUGAGGCUGGCCAAAGUGUCCUAGAUAGUUUUCUGUAGACAUUUUGCUUAAAGAUACCCAAAAUGUCUGAAACUUCUGUAGACAUUUUGCUUAAAGAUACCCAAAAUGACCUUUCUGAAACUUAUCCAUGCCCUUUAUUCAUGGGCCACUCUUACAUCUAUUAUUAUAAACUAAAAACUAACCAAAACUUAGUUUGACUUGACUUUAACCUGCAGAGAAAAACCAGUAUUACUGUUAUAUUUUCAUCAGUUAGAUGAACAAGAGGAAAAACUUGUAUUAAAACACAGAAAUGUUUCAUGUAACUUUUUAUUAAAAAUACUUUUUAUAUUGGAUACAUAUUUUACAAAUAUACUUUUAAGAGAACCUCAGGCAUACACUGUGGGCUCUGAAUUGCUUAAGAUAAAAAUUUAUUAAAAAAAAAUAGGAUCUGCCUGAGGGUAGUCAUUUAGUUAAGACAGCAGCUAGCAUGCGGAAUCUUGUUAUUCUUUCAAAGGGUAAUAUUUUAAAUCAUGGCGUCAUAUCACUGUGGUGAGUGGAUGUGACAUGAAAACUUAUCCUUACAAAGUUAUAAGCAUUCACACUUCUGCCAUAAGAAAAAUAUCCUGUGACAAUUUAAAAGUUUGACUUGUGACAUUUGAAAUUCCUAUGGGAAAUGAAAUAAACCCAGUUAAGAUACAAGGAUAAUGCUUCUUACUGGAACGGAGAAUUAAUCAAAAAUAAUACAAGAUUUCAAGUGUGUGCUAUUUAGAUUACAAGAGGAAAUUAAUAAGAGAUAAGAAUAAAGAGGGGCUUGAUAAAACUUGCUUAAAAGAAGAUGUAUUCAUAUGGUUACUCAAUUGAGCCUUGGUUUAAAAUGUCCUGAGUAAUUUGCUUUGAGGUGAAAGGUCUUUGUCAUUAUAUGUAUUUUAAUAAAGACAUAAGAGUAAUUCCAUGCUAUAA